Messenger RNA from Balaenoptera ricei (Rice's whale), 2187 nucleotides. RefSeq names its product chromosome 2 C14orf39 homolog (gene C2H14orf39). The record is from RefSeq and is a predicted model, not a curated record. Gene Ontology annotation, biological process: spermatogenesis; oogenesis; homologous chromosome pairing at meiosis. NCBI's taxonomy places the organism in Eukaryota, Metazoa, Chordata, Mammalia, Artiodactyla, Balaenopteridae. Gene Ontology annotation, cellular component: central element. The coding region runs from base 703 to 2187 and encodes 494 amino acids. The transcript is spliced from 13 exons.
UUUGCUGAGCAGUGACCCUUGUCACGCCGCUCUUCCCCGCACCCUGAGGGCUAGUCGGGCACCUGGCACUGACCCCGCACGGAACGGCUGUUCCUCUGCUCCGCCGCCGCCGCCGCGCCUGCAGCGGCGGCUGCGGCUGAAGGGGGCUUCACUCCUACCGCCUCCCCCGCCUGGAGGUCUUUGGUCAAGUCUGCAAGCAGAACUCCAGGUUAGGGAGCCAGAGGCUUCCGUUCCGCGCGUCUCCGGCUACAGAAAACUGGAGGAGCUUCUCCUGCCACCCGCAGACUCCCGAGGCUGCUCCUGCCACUCUGCCCUCCCAAGGCGGGGGGGGGGGGGACUCGGGGCGCCGCUGCUCUCCGCCCCCGGACCCGGGUGGAGCCCCUUCACCUUUUCACGGAGAAUCGCGCGCGUCCUGGGAGCCGCAUCACUGCGCAGCUCCAGGCGCGGGGCCUGGUGGCCCGGCCUGCGGAGCCCCUGAGAGCAGAGGCUGCCAGGCUAGCCUCGAAGGUCCAGACCGUGGAGGAGGCAGCGGCCUGAGCUUCUGGGGACAACGCAGCUGCCAUGGCCUUGGGCACCCCGGAGCCACCUCCCAAGCCCAAGUCGCGUCUCGCUCUUUGACUUAAGGAGCUAAGUUCCGGGCGAGGCACGUGAGCCACGCGGGAAGCGCUACCGCGGGGUUGGACCAGGCCCAGUGGCGGCGGGAUGAAGCGGUCUUGGCCACUCGCGGCUCCCGGGCCGGGCGGCAGGUGGGAGCGCUCUCUGGUUCUCAGACGCGAGGGCAGCCGGCUCAGGCCCAAGAGCCUGGUCGGGAGGCGGCCUAGGCCCGGCCGCCCUUCCUACUUCAGCCUUGGUUUGGUGACUGGAACCAGCUGCUGGAGCGACCCCCAGCCGCCGAGAACCAAAAAGAAAGGGUGGGGAAUCAAAAGCCCGGAAGGAAUUCCCGACCCAGGAUCCCAGAACGCAGUGGGCUCAAAACCGAAGACCUCAAUCCCAUCCCAUCCCAAUUCCUGCGAAAUCCAAGUCUCCAGGCCUUGGCAGAUUGCAAGACUUUAUGAAAUGAAGAAUCUUUCAGAAACUCUGGAAGAAAAAAAUAAAAAUAUAGAAAAGAGAAAGGAAUCGAAAGAAAGAAUUUUUGAAAAAGAUGAACAGCAUGUACUUACGUUGAAUAAGACCCCUCAAAACAGUCAAUUAUUUCUUCCAUAUGAAUCUCAGAAAUUAAUCAAACCAAUAAAGAUGCAUCCUUCAGAACCAAGAGUUAAAGAUAAAAAAGAAGAAAGUUCUGUGAAGCAGUCAAAACUUGCCAAUAUUGACUUCAGACAAAAAGCAAGUGAUAUUCAGGUAUUGAAUGACUCUGCUGUGAAUAACCGUUCAAAGUGUUCACAUGUUACGGCUUUUAAAAGUUCACAAAAUUUUAUGCAGUUCAGAUUGUUAACUCCACAGAAACAAUCAAGUUGCAAUCAAUGGCUGGAAAAGGGAGAUACAGAAUCAACUAGCUGUUGGAACUUUGAUGCACCCUUGAGAGACAGAGAUUCAUUCUCUCUCUACGUAUAUAUGUAUGCUGAGUGUGGAGAUAAAGGGACAGUAAAACAAUUGAGAGAAUCAAAAUGUACUUCACAAGUUACAUAUGCCGAACAUUUGGGGAAGCCAAUAGAAAGUAAUAGUGAUGAAGUAGAAGAAAGGGCUGAGAUUUUUCCACAAACUCCUGAAAUUCCUUUAUUUUUAAGGACUCCUGAAGCUGUGAGAACACCUGACUCUGUGGAGAAAUUACCUAAAACCCCCUCAUUUGAAAUAAAUAGAAACACAGCUACGGAAUGUCAAACACAAAAGGAAUCCCCUGGAUUUUCUUUUUUUAUGAGUUAUACUUCUAGAUCUCCUGGAUUGAAUUUAUUUGAUUCUUCUGUAUUUGAUUCAGAAAUCUCAUCACAUCAGUAUAAUGAACAUUAUUCUGCAGGAAAUUUAAAUCUUCUCUCAUCACAACAAGAAAUUGGAAACUUAUUUGGGAAACCAGAAGGAGAAGAUACCUUUACUUUUUCUUUUCCAUCGGACUCUUCAACUCAUACAUUUGGAGCUGGAAGAGAUGAUUUUAGUUUUCCAUUUCCAUUUGAACAGGAUCAAAACUCAACACCUUCUUCUGUAAAAGAGUUUUCAUCCUCCUCACAAAAUACCACACAAUUUACUUUUUUUUGA